Molecule: messenger RNA, 2251 nt
Organism: Linum tenue
Lineage: Eukaryota; Viridiplantae; Streptophyta; Magnoliopsida; Malpighiales; Linaceae
Source: the annotation of a GenBank genome assembly
CUCCCUCUCUCCCGCUCGACUUCGUCUUCUUCUCCUUCUCUUGACGUAGCUUCUUCAAAUUCCCUGCCGUAAAAUCGGUCUCAGUUUCUCUGCUUCCCCGGGCCCCUCCAAUUCGUCGAGCUUCCUUCUCCUCCGUCUCUCAGCUUCCCUGAUCAGAGAGAAUGGCUGGAAAAGUCGUUCCUGCUCAGCCUGUGUCUUUUGAGUAUGAGCUCUACGAAGGUGAUCCAGACCACCUUAGGACUGUGGUGGUCUCGGCGAGCCGGUCAACUCCUUGGAUCGAGCCUGGGAGUUUGAAACUCCGGCAGAGAAUUGGGAGGGGGCCGUUUGGUGAUGUUUGGUUGGCUACCCUUCAUCAAUCUGGUGAAGAUUAUGAUCAGUACCAUGAAAUUGCUGUCAAGAUGCUGUACCCGGUGAAGGAGCAUCACAUGAGAACUUUGCUGGAUAACUUCAAUGACUUGUUCCUGAAACACGAAGGGUUGCAGGGAGUGGCUUCACUGCGUGGAAUUUCGGUUCUAAAUGGAAAAAUAUGCUUGGUUAUGAGGUUCUAUGAAGGGUCUGUUGGAGACAAAUUAGCUUUCCGUAAAGGAGGGACGCUUCCAUUACGUGAUGUUUUAAGGUAUGGCAUGCAUUUAGCUCAUGGGAUCACAGAGCUUCAUGCCAAAGAUGUCCUAGUACUUAAUGUCAAGCCUUCGAAUUUCCUCAUCGAUGAAAAUGAUGAAGCGGUUCUUGGCGACAUGGGGAUUCCUUAUAUGCUUCUUGGAAUCCCAUCGUCUAGCUCAGAUAUGUGUCGCCGGCUUGGGACACCUAAUUACAUGGCUCCUGAACAGUGGCAACCAGAAGUAAGAGGUCCUUUAUCGCUAGAGACAGACUCUUGGGGGUUUGGAUGCAGCAUUGUGGAGAUGCUGACAGGUGUUCAACCAUGGUGUGGAAAAUCCGUUGAAGAAAUUUAUGAUUUGGUGGUUAAGAAGCAUAAGAAACCCACCAUCCCUGAGGGCCUUCCUCCUCCAGUUGAGAAUGUUCUCCGUGGCUGCUUCGAGUAUGAUUUCAGGAAUCGUCCUUUGAUGACCGACAUACUACAUGUUUUCAGAAGUUCUCGAAAUGCGGUGCAUGGUGAUGAUGGUUGGACUGGACUGGAGAGCAUAAUAAUCUCAGGAGAUUCAUCAAGUGGCACUUGCUACAAAGAUUGGUCCAUCUCAAAAGAUCACCUUCAAAUAGGAGACAUCGUGAGAUCUCGCAAGCCAGGCUACUCAUGUAAACCAGAAAAUAUGAAGGUCCCUGAAGGAACAGUGGUGGGUACAGAACAAGAUGGGUUCAUGCUGGUUAGAGUGCACGGCAUCCACGACCCUCUGAGGGUUCCGAGUUCAGCCUUGGAGCGCGUCAGCUUUGGUUUCGCUGCUGGUGAUUGGGUUCGACUCAAGGAAGGAGAAAUGAACCACCACUCCUCGGUGGGUAUUAUGCAUUCAAUAUCCCGGGAUGGCAGCGUAUCUGUUGGCUUUAUAGGACUGGACACUUUCUGGAAGGGGAAUUCCUCGCAGCUUCAGAUGGCGGAAUCCUACUUUGUUGGCCAGUUUGUGAGGCUGAAAGCAAAUGUUUUAAGUCCGAAAUUCGAAUGGCUUCGUGGUACCACUAGUGGUGCCUGGGCUACGGGGAAGAUCCGGUGGAUUCUUCCCAAUGGCUGCCUGGUGGUGAAGUUUCCAGGAAGGCUGGCUUUCGGUCGAGAGGAAAAGGCCAUGUGCCAUGCCGAUCCAGCUGAAGUGGAAACUGUUUCUUUCAGCAACUGCCAUGGCAUAGUGAGGAAGUACCAGCACCUUGAGGACUUCCACUGGGCUGUGAGGCCUCUCCUGGUAGCAUUGGGACUGUUUACAGCCAUGAAGUUUGGAUUUUGCAUCGGCAGAAGGUCGAAGGCGAAGAAGGGAGAAUGCCGUGUGAUCGUAGGCAAUCCUCAGAAUGGGGAAGGACCAUCCAGUGUUAAUGUCCGCAGCAGCAGCAACUCCAAAUGGCUUCCUCGCCAGGUGACACAUAUUCUCUCAGGUUCUUCUCGGUAAACCAUGAUUCUUCCGACGGCCAGAACUUGUUUGUUCUACUUGUACUUGCAACCUCUUAGCUUAGCAUACUUUUGGUCCUACUGUUGAUAUUUAUCUGGUGCUUAACAAGCACUUCCGCUUGUACAGUUUUCUGGUUCUCCGCUUUCUCCUCCUACCGCUAAAUUAUUGGAUUGGCUCUUAUCAUUUACCUCCACUUUCUAUGUCUC